AUGCCUAGAAAGAAAUCCAACGCCAAGAAGGCAAGAGAAUCUGGUAAGAAACUGGAACUUGAGAAAAGUGCUAUCAAAAAUAAUCCAGAAGUAACCUCACCAUCAUUUGUGAAAGAGAAUUCUGAUGAUGAUGAAUCUUCAUCAAGUGAGGAAGAGGAUGACUAUGGUGAAUUGAUUACUGAAGAGGUCGAAGAUGGUAUUAAUCGUGUUUUGUCUGCUAUCAAGAAUAAUGAGAAGGAUAAACUGUUGGAUCCAAAAGUGAGGUUUUUCGAAGAUCCUGAAAAGGCCGCAGAGAAGCUGGUCAAGGGCGAGAAGCACAAACCUGUGUACUUGAAAGAUUACCAUAGAAUGAAUAUUCUUGCAGGUAACACUUUUGCAGACGAUGAGGAAGCAACGGUUGAUGGGGAACAGUCAUAUGCAUCGCAACAACGAGAAGAAAGAUCGCAAUUGAUUGAUGAAAUCAAGAACGCCUUCAGUGGGGAUGAAAAUGAUGAAGAAGAGGAUGAGAACGACGGCGACUUUCUGAAGAAGAAGGAACCUUCUAACAAGACAGCUACUCCAAGACUAAGAUUACCAAAUCCCAACCAGGAUGAGGAGAAGUUUUUAGCGGAGUUCGUUAAUAACCAGGCCUGGAUUCCAAGAAAGGGCGAUAAAGUAAUCCCUCUCGAUAACGAUCCCAACAUGGAAGAAGAUGACGAGGAAUUCGAGGACGCAGUGGAAAAAUUCGAGAAUGCUUACAAUUUCCGUUACGAGGAUCCUAAUGCUGCAACUAUUGUGUCAUAUGCCCGUACUCAGGCUACUUUAAGGCGUUCAGAGACUUCUUCUCGUAGAAGAAAGAGAGAUGAGGAAAAGCAGGUGAAGGAAGUAGAGAAGACUGAGAAGGAAAAAUCCAUUCAAAAGAAGAAGAAGGAAAAGAUUCAUAAAUUGACCGAUGUCCUAGAACAACUAAAGAAAGAGUACGGUUCAGACAUAAACCAAGACAUGGUAAAGAAGAUCACAGAUACACUAUUAAACAGCGAUUUCAAAGAAAAUGAGUGGGACACAGUAGUGAGUGAACUAUUCAAUGAAGAGUUCUAUGGACAGAAGGGGAAGCCAACUUGGGAUGAGGAUGAUGAAGUAAUGGCCGAUUUCUAUAAGGAAAAGCAGGAGGCUGAAGGUGAAGAAGAAUCGCAUGAAGAAGAAUCCGAUGAACAAGAAUCUUCAAAAAAAUCUAGGAAGGAGAAGCUAAAGGACAAAAAGCUACAAAAGAAGGGCAAAAGAGAGUUGGAAGAAAUAGUUGAAGAUGCAGUGGAGCAAAACAAGAUAAGUAUAAUUGAAGAAGUUGAAAAGGACAAUGAGGAAAGAAAAUCAAGAGCACGCACUAAGGAUGAACAGCAGUUGAAGUUUAGGUACAGAGAGGUAUCUCCCGAAAGUUAUGGUUUGAGCACGAGAGAGAUCUUUGCUGCCGACGAUACGCAAUUAAAUCAGUUUAUUGGUUUGAAGAAAUUUGCACCAUAUAGAGCAAAAGAGCAGAGAAUGAAAGAUAAGAGAAAGGUCACCAAAUCUAGAAGACUAAGAGACUGGAGGAAGGAGGUUUUCCAUACUGAGAAGGGACUGGAGGCGGACAGUGAUUUCGUUGAAGUUCCGGUAGAAGCUGAAACGAAGAAGAAAGCCUCUCACAAAAAGAAGAAGCACAAAUCAACCGCAUAG
Torulaspora delbrueckii is the source of this 1689-nucleotide messenger RNA. It is a transcript of the gene KRI1, whose product is annotated as Kri1p. The transcript has a single exon. Lineage: Eukaryota; Fungi; Ascomycota; Saccharomycetes; Saccharomycetales; Saccharomycetaceae. Gene Ontology annotation, biological process: endonucleolytic cleavage in ITS1 to separate SSU-rRNA from 5.8S rRNA and LSU-rRNA from tricistronic rRNA transcript (SSU-rRNA, 5.8S rRNA, LSU-rRNA). The record is from RefSeq and is a predicted model, not a curated record. Gene Ontology annotation, cellular component: nucleolus; 90S preribosome. Bases 1 to 1689 code for a protein of 562 amino acids.